AUAGUCUUUUUAUAUGGGGUCCUUUGUCUCUGUCUUUUUUAUCUCAUUAGUUCUUUGUUUUCAGUUUUAGAGAGUUUUUGUUAAGAGGGUUGACAUGGAAGAAAGAUAUGAGCCAUUGAAGGAACUUGGUUCUGGAAAUUUUGGUGUUGCUAGGUUGGCUAAAGACAAAAAUACUGGGGAACUUGUUGCUCUCAAAUACAUAGAGAGGGGUAAAAAGAUUGAUGAGAAUGUUCAAAGGGAGAUAAUUAACCACCGAUCGUUAAGGCAUCCUAAUAUUAUCAGAUUCAAAGAGGUCUUGCUGACACCUUCUCAUCUAGCCAUUGUCUUGGAGUAUGCUUCUGGUGGUGAACUCUUCGAGAGGAUAUGCUCCGCUGGUCGAUUUAGUGAAGAUGAGGCAAGAUAUUUCUUCCAACAGCUAAUAUCCGGUGUUAGCUACUGUCAUUCAAUGGAAAUUUGUCAUAGAGAUCUGAAAUUGGAAAACACUCUCUUGGAUGGAAAUCCAUCCCCUCGGCUUAAAAUUUGUGACUUUGGUUACUCCAAGUCUGCAAUACUGCACUCUCAACCAAAGUCAACAGUUGGAACUCCUGCAUACAUUGCUCCCGAGGUUCUGUCACGAAAGGAGUACGAUGGAAAGAUUGCAGAUGUUUGGUCUUGUGGUGUGACACUCUAUGUCAUGCUAGUUGGUGCAUAUCCAUUUGAAGAACCAGAAGAUCCUAGAAAUUUCAGAAAGACUAUUGGGAGAAUAAUAGGUGUUCAAUACUCCAUUCCCGACUAUGUACGCAUUUCUGCAGAGUGCAGAAAUCUUCUGUCUCGCAUCUUUGUUGCCGAUCCUGCCAAGAGGGUCACCAUCCCAGAGAUCAAACAGAAUCCUUGGUUUUUGAAGAAUAUGCCUAAAGAGAUAAUUGAAGCUGAAAGAAAAGGUUAUAUGGAAACAAAGAAGGACCAACCAAGCCAAAGUGUGGAAGAAAUCAUGAGGAUCAUACAAGAGGCAAGGAUACCGGGACAAGGAUCUAAAGUCGGUGAUGGUACUGGUCAAGCUAGCACCGGUUCAAUGAACAUGGACGAUGACGAGGAAAUUGAUGUCAGUGGUGAAUAUGAAAAUGUCUGAUUGGAUGGCUGUAUUGUUUAUUAGACAAGAUCUGCAUUAUUAUCAACAUUUACCACACUGCAACAUUCAGCUCUAAAGAUGCACACACUAUACCUAGGUUUGAAAUAGAGUUUGUGUUUAUUUGAGUGUGAAUAACAUUUGAUAAAAAGGCUUGAACUGGUUUUCAUUGAUCAGUAAAUCCCAAACUAAAGGAAAAAUGGUUUGAUACACAGUUUAUGAGCACUUCCAAAACUUUGGUUUUAUGAAAAAUGUACAUUUGCUACAUUCACUUGACUUUUUCCAGACAUAAAAGUUACAUCAUUUUAAUA
Medicago truncatula (barrel medic) is the source of this 1416-nucleotide messenger RNA. RefSeq names its product serine/threonine-protein kinase SAPK3. The coding region runs from base 95 to 1108 and encodes 337 amino acids. The transcript is spliced from 9 exons. Gene Ontology annotation, molecular function: ATP binding; protein serine/threonine kinase activity. Gene Ontology annotation, biological process: protein phosphorylation. The record is from RefSeq and is a predicted model, not a curated record. Lineage: Eukaryota; Viridiplantae; Streptophyta; Magnoliopsida; Fabales; Fabaceae.